Molecule: messenger RNA, 1450 nt
Organism: Amphimedon queenslandica
Lineage: Eukaryota; Metazoa; Porifera; Demospongiae; Haplosclerida; Niphatidae
Product: 101 kDa malaria antigen-like
Exons: 3
Coding region: 196-801 (201 amino acids)
Source: RefSeq, a predicted model, not a curated record
UGAAGCAAUAGACCAAUGGCCUGUGGGUAGACGUUAUCAUGCAGGUGCUAUUAUUAUAACUGGAUCAGGCUGUCCUAUGUUAGUGAUAAGUGGUGGGUUGGAUAAGAAUAAUGAUACAUUAGAUGAUUGUUGGAUUUUUAACAUCACUCAACAUUCCUGGACAAAGUUAGAUGUACCUCACUCUGUUAGUAAGAGAUGGAGUCAUUCUGUCUCAGUGUUCAUUAUGAGUCCUCAUUUUGUUUGGAUAAUAUAACUGUUGGAGGAUGUGUUGAUAGAAAUGGAAUAUUUGCUACUAAUCGUAACAUUGCCAUGUUAACAGAACUUGUUAAUGACUGCAGGGGAAAGUGUCAAGUAGGUGGUACAUAUGAUUCUAAAUUGAUGACUGGGGAACAUUACAAGAAGAAGUAUCAGCAGCAACUACAGACAGGAAGAAGAAUAUGGUUGGAGGAGUACCAGAAACCAAGAAAAGGAGAUACAGCUGAUAUUGAACAAACUGUACAAACUCUUAUGAAGAGUCUUGAAGAGAAAGAGAGAGAAGCACAAGCUUAUCAUCAACAACUGGAGCAGAAGGAUAUGGAGCUACUGGAGAAAGAUAGGGUAGUACAAGAGAAGGAUAGGGAGCUACAGGAGAAGGAUAGGGAGCUACGUGAGUCUGAAGAGGCAGUUCGUAGGUACCAGCAACAAGCACUUACUGAUGAUCACUGGGUUAUUGAUAAUGAUGAGUUGACUUUGACAAUGGAGGAGUUAGGAAGAGGAUCUUAUGCUGUCGUUACAGUUGGUAUUUUAGAGGCAAAAGAGUAGCUGUCAAGUCACUUCAUACUAUCAUCAUCUCAGAUGUCAAUUUAGCUCGUUUCUCCAGGGAAAUGAGUAUAGCAUCACUAGUGCGUCAUCCUAACCUGGUCCAGUUUAUUGGUGCAACUAAAGUGGGUAAUCCUCUCAUCUUGACUGAGCUGAUGAGCACAAGUAUUUGUGAGGAGCUUCACAGAAACCGAUUAACCAAUCAACAGAUUCUGAGUAUUGCUCAAGAUGUAGCUUUAGGCCUCAACUACCUUCACCUGUUUAAGCCUCAGCCUAUUAUUCACAGAGAUGUGAGCAGUCCUAACGUAUUAUUGAAGCCUUGCACUGGAGCUACUGGUUAUGAAGCUAAAGUAGCAGAUUAUGGUACAGCUAAAUUGCAUCAAGGCACUGGUAGUACUGUUAUGCCAGGCAAUCCAGCAUAUGCUGCACCAGAAGCUCGUGAUCCUGAUCAACACAGUCCAGCAAUGGAUGUUUACAGUUACUCUGUUCUCCUUAUGGAAAUGAAUUUGCACUCUCAACCAGAAAUGACUACAACAGAGAGAGAAGUACAAUCUGGUAGUGUCUCCUGGUCUGAUAUGAAGUCUCUCAUACAAAGAGGACUUAAUGUUGAUCCUAGAGCUCGUCCUACUAUGGCUCAAGUAAUAGAGUCAUU